This is a messenger RNA of Chilo suppressalis (striped riceborer), 1767 nucleotides long. Lineage: Eukaryota; Metazoa; Arthropoda; Insecta; Lepidoptera; Crambidae. The record is from the annotation of a GenBank genome assembly.
GGAAAAAAUAUGUUAAUAAUUCUACUUAUAUGUCAAAGUUAACACAAUCCUUUUGUAUUUUUAGUAUUCUAGAUAUGUUUUACAUCAAAUUACAUUCAUACAUACAUCAUUUUGACAUUUUUGAUCUGAAACAUACAUUCGCGCGACUUGACUUAGUCUAGUGCAGCUAGUGAAAUAUCCGAGUGCAAUUUAGUUUUGUUUUUGAGCUGGUCCAACAGCGAGGGAAAAUCUACAGAGGGGAACGCUGUGAAUGCCGCCUCCCCUCCUGGCCGCGUUGCUCUAUGCCCUUCGUCAACCGCAGGCAGACCAAUCAUUAUCUAUGCUGCAAAAUAUUGUACUAAAAGAUCAUAAUAAUUAAAGCCUUAAAUCUAGAUGACAACGAUUGUCACAAAAUGACACACAUCUGUUAGACCAUGUUAGAAAAUUAAAUCCACACCUUUCAACACAGUAAAUUAUGCAAAAUAUUAGAAUUUCCACCGUUAAAAUUUCCAGUAGUAAUGUAACAUUUCAAGAGUAAGGAAAAACUGCUGUCAGACUCCGAUUAUGGACCAUUAUCUUACUACCUAUAGGAAGGACUACCUUUGGCCCAAUUUACCAGGGGCUGGUGGAGGAGGCGCAGCCUUAGCAGAAGUCCCCAAGCUAUCAGGCCAAGAGUUAGCCUUCUACCAAGCAUGCAUGCAGCACACCAGGCCCCCAGACUGUCGAUGUCCUCAAUAUUCCGGGGGAGAGGCUCCGCAACUGCCCCCAGGAAAGGAUGGAGGUUGGAGCAGAAACGAGAUAAUGGGACCUCUUUUAGACCCCAAAUUGUAUCCUGUGAGAGUUGCUGCCAGUCCCGAAACUUCUUCGUCUCGAUAUGAUCAACCUAAUGCUUUUCUUGAUAAGCUGCAGUCAAAAUAUCCUAUGCUGUACAGCAUCCUACAGAACGAAGCAUCUCCAGAACUCAAACAACGUAUUGACAGGGAUCGCAACAAGACCACCUAUCGAGUCGACUACUGUGAGAGUGGUCCAGGAGCUAAAUUUGAUGGGCUCCAGCGAGCAGCAGACGAGAGCGGUACGGGACCGUGUGCGCAGCCGAUGCGUCUUCCCGGUGACCCGUGCCGCGUCGGCCCUAAACCCAGGAUGGCCGGGCCCAGAACCAUGUCCAAGCAAGCUGGAUCUACGGGAGCCAGCGAUUCGAGAGCUAAAUGCGAGACCACAUCAGCAGUGCCUCCCUUGGGUAAAACCGAAUACCAAGAUGGAGUGUCCAAACUCGGCGCCAUCAUCAUGCGGGACAAAUUACAUAGAAAAUAGCAACUGUUUAUGGAAAAAUAUGGUUUAACUUCUGUAAUCUAAGGUGGUCUCAUUUUUAAAGGAAUUCCUAAAUUAUUUCAAAACCGGAAUUUGAGAUCGAUGAAAUAUUGUUUCUAUUAAAAAAAUAUGAUUUAUAUAAUAUAAAUAAUCUAUAAAUUCAUUAACGCUGGCAUCACCUCGUUAGUUCAAAUUAUUUCAAGUUAAAAGAUUUUAUUUUCCUGCAACCUCAACAUGAAUUACCGAUGUUACGAAAGUGUGACCGACCACUAACAUGAAAUGUCACUCAUAUUAAAUCGGUGUUAAAGAAUUGUUAUUUUUACUGCUACCAUUUAAUUCAUAAAAAACAGAAGCAUUUGUAGAUUUUUCAUCAGAGAUGAUGGAUCACCUUAUCUUAGGAAAAUCUCGAUAAGUAUUUUAUUCUCAUUUAGCUAUAUCGAAAGUGAAACAACACACUGAUUAAUAGACGUUUAUGUAUAA